UGAGAUUCCUGAGGAACAUGGAACAGUUACUCGUCUCCGUCUGUAGGGGGCAGCGUGGCGCGUAGAUACGGCAGAGAAGAAGAAAAGCGCGAAGGGGAAACGCUGCAGCUGCUCUGUUGUCUCUGCUCCUCCAGCUCAGGAUGGAGCUGUCCAGCCGGCUGCAGGUGUGGCGGCAGCUGGCCCAGACCUGCGGCCUCAGCAGCAUCGAGCAGAGCCUGCAGCAGCUGUGGAUGCUGCUGCUCCUCUGCCUCCUGUGCAGGAUGAGCUUCAGACUGGGACUCGUGCAGACGGCGAAGCAUGGCGUGUCUGCGCUGACGGGGAUGUUGGGCCUCUUCCUGUUCUUCCAGCUGCACAUGCUGUGGGUGCUGUCGCUCAGCGGGCUCUGCUACGUCGUCCUGCUGGUUAGCAGGCACUGCGGCAGCCGAGGACUCGUUCUGUCUGCUGUCAUCCUCAUCUACCUUCUGCUGGGAGAGUUGCAUUUGAUCGAUGCAGUGACCUGGCACAAGAUUAGAGGCUCUCAGAUGGUCGUGGCCAUGAAGGCCAUCUCUCUGGCCUUUGACCUGGACAGGGGGGCGGUGGGCAGCCUUCCCUCCCCAGCCCAGUUUCUGGGCUAUCUCCUGUUCGUGGGCACGGCUGUGUUCGGCCCGUGGAUCAGCUUCUCCACCUACAGGAGGGCAGUCGCCGGUGCUCAGCUGAGCUGGUCGUGGCUGCUAAGCUCCGCCCUCAGCCUCGUGAAGAGCCACAUUUGUCUGCUGGUGUGCACCUGCAUCGCCCCCUACCUGUUCCCUCUGUUUGUCCCCAUAUAUGGAAACGCGCUCACGCAAAGGUGGCUGCGUGCGUACGAGAACGCCGUGUCCUUCCACUUCAGUAACUACUACGUGGCUCACCUCAGCGAAGGCACCAGCAUGUUGGCCGGAGCGUGCUUCACGGAGGAGAAGGAGCACGUCUGCUGGGACAUGAGCGUGGUGAAGCCUCUGCAGGUGGAAAUGCCGCGUUCAAUGGUGUUGGUGGUGACGUCCUGGAACAUCCCGAUGUCCCGAUGGCUGAAGACCUAUGUCUUCAAGAACGCCAUGAAAGUGGGAACAUUUCCCGCCAUCCUGGUGACCUACACAGCCAGCGCUCUGUUGCAUGGUCUGAGCUUCCACCUGGGAGCUGUCCUGCUGUCGCUGGGGUUCAUCACCUACGUGGAGCACGUCCUGAGGAAGAGGCUGGCGUCCAUCUUCAGCGCGUGCAUCCUGUCCAGACCCUGCGCCUCGGACUGCAGCCAUCAACACAAGAAGAAUUAUUGGGUGUUGUUGUUGAACCUGCUCUUCAGCUUUCUAACCAUCUUCCAUCUCACCUACUUGGGUUCCAUGUUUGAUCCUGGCACUGAUGAGCAGGAAGUGGAGGAGGGCUAUGCAGCCGUUCACACCAUCCAGAGGUGGUCCGAGCUGAACUGGGCCAGUCACUGGAUCCUCUUUGCUUGCUGGAUCUUCUACCGUUUGAUUCUGUGACUGAGUCACAGCGUCUGGGAAAGAAAACGCCUGUCGGGGCGCGCCCGGACGAUCAUCUCUGACAUCGGAAGACGGUUUGGCGAGAAGAGCCAAAGCUGACGGCGCUCAGGUGGACGUGAAGCAGUGGAGACGCUCCUGUGAUCCGGUUGUAGGCGGACAUAAAGAACAAAGGAGAGACGAUCCAUCGUCUGCACGAACACUUUGACUUUUGUCAUAUGAUGUUAUUUUUAUACUGCAGUUUAGUUGUAUGUUGUCUACAGAAAUGUCUGGAAGUAUUUUAGCUGAACUUUAUAAGAGUCCAGACUGUUACAUUUGUUAUUGGAACCAGUUCUGCAUUAAAUAUUUGUGCUGACAGAAA
Messenger RNA from Oryzias melastigma (Indian medaka), 1851 nucleotides. Its product is annotated as protein-serine O-palmitoleoyltransferase porcupine. The record is from RefSeq and is a predicted model, not a curated record. Gene Ontology annotation, molecular function: palmitoleoyltransferase activity; Wnt-protein binding. NCBI's taxonomy places the organism in Eukaryota, Metazoa, Chordata, Actinopteri, Beloniformes, Adrianichthyidae. The coding region runs from base 141 to 1493 and encodes 450 amino acids. Gene Ontology annotation, cellular component: endoplasmic reticulum; membrane. The transcript is spliced from 13 exons. Gene Ontology annotation, biological process: lipid modification; protein palmitoylation; canonical Wnt signaling pathway.